Molecule: messenger RNA, 610 nt
Organism: Brassica oleracea var. oleracea
Lineage: Eukaryota; Viridiplantae; Streptophyta; Magnoliopsida; Brassicales; Brassicaceae
Exons: 4
Coding region: 32-382 (116 amino acids)
Source: RefSeq, a predicted model, not a curated record
UCUUAAUCAAGAGUUAUAAGACACGGUUCUUAUGUGUUCCUCUUCUGCGACUUCGCUCUCCUUCUUCCGCUACUAUCUCAAGAGUCUUGGUGCUAGAUUCCUACUGCUGCUAAUGAAAAACACAAAGACUCCAAACCGAUUCAGGCGGAACGUGGUGUCUAUGGCGGCUGAGCUGAAGCAAGUGAAAGACUGUUUAGUUUCUCAAGAACAAUUCUUUGUUAACAAAACCCUUUCUAGAAAAGAAAAAAAGACAAAAAUUAAAAACAUGGAAAGAGAGAUAUGUAAAUUGCAUAAAACAUUGGAAGACAGAAAUUGCCAGCUCGAAGCUUCAUCAUCUGCUGCUACAAAGGUUUUAACUUUGACAUACCCUUUUGUCUUUUGAGAUAUAAUCUAUAAACUUAAAAGCUGCCUGGUGUGUGUUCUUUUUACUCCUGGCGUGUGUUCCUUUUACUCCUCUGGUUGCUAUUUUGAUAUUGAGUUACUUUCAAAGAUUCUCUAGCUAUGUUGGAUAACAUGAGAAGUUGUUUAUUUAUGUAUUGUAGUGUUGUAAACUACUAUUGAAGUUUUUUUUAAGAACCGUUAGUGGAGUUCUACCAUUGGAGCACUCAAA